AUGUGUGAUGCGUCUGACUAUGCUGUAGGAGCUGUUUUAGGACAGCGAGUAGACAAACUCCCUUAUGUGAUCUACUAUGCCAGUAAAACACUUAAUAAUGCUCAACUGAAUUAUUCAACAACUGAGAAAGAAUUGCUAGUUGUUGUGUUUGCAUUGGAUAAGUUUAGAUCUUAUUCGAUAGGAUCCAAAGUCAUCAUAUACUCCGACCAUGCUGCACUGAAAUACCUUUUGUCUAAGAAAGAUGCUAAGGCUCGUCUAAUUCGAUGGAUACUCUUGUUACAAGAGUUCAAUAUCGAAAUUCGAGAUAAGAAAGGGUCUGAAAAUGUUGUUGUUGAUUACUUGUCUAGAUUGAAUGUGGACUAUGUUGAUGAAUCUUUGCUUAUUAGAGAGUCAUUCCCUGAUGAACAAUUGAUGCUUUUGUCUGAAAUGCCUUGGUUUGCUGAUAUUGUUAAUUAUCUUGCUACUGGUAGAACUCUUUUGCAUUGGUCUAAACAAGACCGAUCCAAGUUCUUAUCUGAAGUAAAACAUUUCUUUUGGGAUGACCCAUACUUUGCCAAGAAAACUGCUACAAAGAUCUUGCAGAGUGGUUUCUAUUGUCCAUCAUUGUUCAAAGAUAGUCAUGCCUUUUGUGUUGCUUGUGAACGAUGUCAGAAAUUAGGAAGUAUCUCACGAAGAAACAUGAUGCCCUUACAACCUAUUUUGAUUAUGGAAUUGUUUGAUGUAUGGGGUAUUGAUUUCAUGGGUCCAUUUCCUAACUCUGAAGGUAUGUUAUACAUUCUUGUUUUUGUUGUUGAUUAUGUCUCUAAGUGGGUAGAGGCCAUUGCAUCCAAAACAAAUGACCAUAAAGUAGUUCUUUCUUUUCUUAAAGAAAACAUUUUCUCUCGUUUUGGAACACCUAGAGCAAUAAUCAGUGAUGGUGGUACUCAUUUUUGCAAUAGACCUUUUGAAUCACUUAUGCGCAAGAAAGAUUGGUCUUUACGUUUAAAUGAGGCUUUGUGGGCUUAUAGAAAUGCAUACAAAACUCCUAUUGGCAUGUCCCCUUAUAGACUUGUGUAUGGUAAAACAUGUCAUCUACCUGUAGAAUUAGAACAUCGUGCUUAUUGGGCUGUUAAGAAAUUGAACUUUGAUCUUGAUAAGGAUGGCACCCAAAGGAAACUUCAACUCAACGAGUUAGAAGAAUUAAGAAAUGAUGCAUAUGAUAGUGCCAAAACGUACAAAAAUAUAAUGAAAGUGUUUCAUGACAAACGCAUUUUGCGCAAGUCUUUCACACCUGGUCAAAAAGUUUUAUUGUACAACACUCGUUUGCAUCUUUUUCCAGGAAAAUUACGUUCUCGAUGGUCAGGUCCAUUCUUGGUACGUAUUGUUUUCCCUCAUGGAGCCGUUGAAAUAGAAAAUCCAGCAAACAAGAACAAGAACAUCUUCAAGGUCGAUGGUCAGAGAUUGAAACCAUUUCUGGAGUAUCUUCUACCAGAAGUUGAGACCAUGGACUUGGACGACCCCGUCUAUGUGGACUAA
This is a messenger RNA of Papaver somniferum (opium poppy), 1515 nucleotides long. RefSeq lists its product as uncharacterized. NCBI's taxonomy places the organism in Eukaryota, Viridiplantae, Streptophyta, Magnoliopsida, Ranunculales, Papaveraceae. Gene Ontology annotation, biological process: DNA integration. The record is from RefSeq and is a predicted model, not a curated record. Gene Ontology annotation, molecular function: nucleic acid binding. Bases 1 to 1515 code for a protein of 504 amino acids. The transcript has 3 exons.